Equus caballus (horse) is the source of this 2158-nucleotide messenger RNA. NCBI's taxonomy places the organism in Eukaryota, Metazoa, Chordata, Mammalia, Perissodactyla, Equidae. The record is from RefSeq and is a predicted model, not a curated record.
UAAGAAAUGGUUCCAGAAAUUCAACUCUGAAGCAGGUGUGAUGAAGGAUGAGAUGAGGUUUCGUGCUGGUAUCUGUGCUUCAUGGCCAGAGUUUCUGAUGAGAAACCAGAAUUGAAAGAGAAGGAGGGCAAGUAAUAUCUCACUGCUAGCUCCUUCCUCACAGCAGUGAAGGUGGCUGACAACAGAAAAGAACUGCUCCUACUCACUUGAGUUGCUUUGGUUCAGUUUUCCGUUAUCUGUUGCAAACAAGACUUACUGAUUUCUUCUAGCUCCAGAGAGAUUUUUACGUUGGUUUGAAAACUUUCUUGUGCUGGCAAUGUCUGGAAUGUUAAAUGAACCUGGCACUUAGUAGGUGCUCAAGAAAUGUCUGUUGGACUGAAGAGGCCGUGGUUUGAUAGUGAAGCCAGCAUAUCUAGGCAUAAUUCCUCUGAUCUGUUUACCAGUUCCAGUUGUUCCCUACAUGGAACUGUUCAUGUACAGAAAAUGCUCACCUCUAUUGCUGGACCAUUGUCGAAAGGUGAUACAGCCCAAGUGACUGCUAUCGACUCUGAGGCAUUGAAAUUGAGUGAAAAUGUUAAUGGGAAGAAAUCUGAGUGCCAGGAGGGCCAGCAUGGUGAGGCCUGCUGUCAGUCAUGUCCUCCUGGCACGAGGAGAGCUACUGAUUGUGAUGCCGAACCAGCCAAGAGGAACAUAACAGACUGUGUGCCUUGCUCAGAAGGGAAGGACUACACAGACAAGCCACAUCGUAGUUCUAAAUGCCGAAGAUGUAAAAUUUGUGAUGAAGAACUGGGUCUAGAAGUGGAAAAAAAUUGCACCACGACCCAGGAUACCAAGUGCAGAUGUAAAUCAAACUUUUUUUGUAGUGUUCCUCCAUGUGAACACUGUGACCCUUGCAUUACGUGCAAACAUGGGAUCAUUGAGAAUUGCACACCAACUAACGACGCUAAAUGCAGAGAAGGAUCCGGAUCUAACUUAUACUGGUUGUUUUGCCUCCUGUUCCUGUUACUGAUUGCAGUAUUUUUACUAAAACGUUACGGGUUGAAAAGAAGGUGCAGGAAUGAAGAGGAUGAUUACCGUGUAUGUGGAGACUCAAAUACUGAAAUGGAGCAAAGGAAUCUCCCAGACAUUGACUUGAGUAAAUAUAUUAGUAGUAUUGCUGAACAAAUGGAACUGAAUCAAGUUAAAGAAUUUGCUCGGAAGAAUGGUAUCGAAGAAGCCAAAAUUGAUGAGAUUGAGAAUGACAAUCCCAACAACACUGCUGAGAAGAAAGUCCAGUUGCUCCGUUGUUGGUAUCAACGUCAUGGGAAGAAAGGUGCAUAUGACACUUUGAUUAAAAGCCUCAAAAAAAUCAAUCUUUGUGUUCUGGCAGAGAAAAUUCAAAAUAUAAUCCAGAAGGACAAUGCUAGUGAAAAUGAAAAUGCAAACUUCAAUAAUGAAAAUGAAACACACAACUUGGUCUAAAGGGAAAAACAACUCACUCACUUCUGAGUAUAGACAAGAAAAAGUAGUAUUUGAGUAAGUUUUUAAUAGCUGUAAGCUGUAAAUACUGCUUGGCUUUUUACUAGGUGUGUUUUCUUUUUUCAUUUCUUAGGUUUGUAGAGCUAAUAUAUUUACAGGUUUCAAGAUCUUGUGUGUGACUCUGCCUUCAAGGAUGUUUAAAUAAUCUUGUUGGGAAGAUGGAAAUGGUUAAGAGUAAAUGCACUGGCAUGUUAAGUACACAGAUAAGAGUGUAUUUAAAGGACAAAAGGUUGGGAUCAUGCUCUGUAGCUAGGAAUAUAAUUAGUGUAUUUGAAUACAAAUGUCUAUCCACAGGUUGACUGCAUUCCAAGAGUCAGUAGAAACUGUAACCUUUUGUUACAAUGUCACAAUCACUAGAAAGACUACUUUGUCUGCAAAUUACCUCCCCAACUCCCUGAAGAUUCUAGAGGUUUUACCAUAUUUGUAAACUUUGUUUGCAACUCUGAGAGGAGCAUAUUAACAAAAGCUCAUGUAUACAUCUGAAUGCAGAAUUUAAAAGGUUCUACCUCAAAGAUCUUUUCCUAGAUUAUUGGCAUUUCAUUGUAAAAUAUUUCAAUUUUGAAUUCACACAGAAAAUGCCGACUAAAUUGAUGCAGGGUCGGUGAGCCGAGGAGUCGAAAGAAAGAUUUCUUAGACUCUC